This is a messenger RNA of Pichia kudriavzevii, 531 nucleotides long. RefSeq lists its product as uncharacterized. Gene Ontology annotation, molecular function: acireductone dioxygenase [iron(II)-requiring] activity. The transcript has a single exon. The record is from RefSeq and is a predicted model, not a curated record. Lineage: Eukaryota; Fungi; Ascomycota; Pichiomycetes; Pichiales; Pichiaceae. The coding region runs from base 1 to 531 and encodes 176 amino acids.
AUGAAGGCUUAUUACUAUGACAAUGUAGAAGGGAAUAUGACUGCCCCUCACAACAGUGGAAGACAAGUUGACCUUGAGACACUUGAAAAGGCAGGAUUAAUUUACAAGCACUGCCCCUCAAUAGAUGUGGUGAACGAGAUUGCCGAACAGCGUCACUACAAGAACAGGGAUAUAGUUAAGUUGAACAAAGACACAUUCCAAGGUGGCGAAAGAGCACUUUGGUCUCAGUUGGAGAAAUUCUUCCAUGAGCAUUUACAUGAAGACGAGGAAAUCAGGUACGUUUUGGGCGGUGAAGGAUACUUUGAUGUAAGAAGCAAGGAUGAUGAGUGGGUUCGGAUUCUAGUCCAAGUUGGAGAUUUGUUGAUACUACCUCCUGGAAUAUACCAUCGGUUCACAUUGACUGAGAAAAUGGACAUCCAGGCAUUACGGUUGUUCAAGGAUGAGCCUAAAUGGACCGCCAUUCCUAGAGGGGAGAAUGCCGGUGACCUUUCGUUGAAAAGGGAAGAGUAUCUCUCCUUCUUAAAAGUUUAG